Messenger RNA from Aspergillus melleus, 1301 nucleotides. RefSeq names its product GTPase-activating protein SEC13 (gene sec13). Gene Ontology annotation, molecular function: structural molecule activity; protein binding. Gene Ontology annotation, biological process: COPII-coated vesicle budding; protein import into nucleus; positive regulation of TOR signaling. The transcript has 5 exons. Lineage: Eukaryota; Fungi; Ascomycota; Eurotiomycetes; Eurotiales; Aspergillaceae. Gene Ontology annotation, cellular component: nuclear pore outer ring; COPII vesicle coat. Bases 275 to 1162 code for a protein of 295 amino acids. The record is from RefSeq and is a predicted model, not a curated record.
CGUUGCCUGCCUGUCCGUUCCUCUUCGAUCACCACCGCCUGCUUCAAUCAUUCCACUCCAUUGCACAAGAGCAACUUGGGCUUGUGGGCUGCAUCCUCUCUGUUUACUUGCUCAGACUUUGCUAUCUUCUAUUUCCACCCCCAAGGAGGUCCUCCAAUUGGGCAAACAUGGUGCGGCUCUCCUUUCAAUUGGCUGUCAGCGCUGGAUUGUUAACCUUUCCCCUCGAGGUCGAUAGGCGGCUGCUCAGGUCAUCUCGAAUUCUGGACAUGAUGAUAUGAUUCACGAUGCUGGUCUGGAUUAUUACGGUCGACGAUUGGCAACAUGCUCGUCGGAUAAGACAAUAAAGAUAUUCGAAAUUGAAGGCGAGACGCACCGACUAAUUGAAACACUGAAAGGACACGAAGGUGCUGUGUGGUGUGUCGCAUGGGCCCACCCUAAAUUCGGCACUAUCCUGGCUUCUUCUUCGUACGAUGGAAAGGUGCUCAUCUGGCGCGAACAGCAUCAAAACUCGACUUCCCCUGUGGCCGGCAGCUCCUGGACCAAAGUUUUUGACUUCUCUCUCCAUACCGCGUCGGUGAACAUGGUCUCCUGGGCUCCCCACGAGAGCGGAUGCUUGCUUGCUUGCGCUUCCUCGGACGGCCACGUCAGUGUUCUGGAAUUCCGCGAUAACAGCUGGACUCACCAGAUCUUCCACGCUCAUGGAAUGGGUGUGAAUUCGAUCAGCUGGGCCCCUGCGACGUCUCCUGGCAGCUUGAUCAGCUCAAAUCCCGGACCCGGCCAGCAGCGGAGAUUUGUCACUGGCGGUAGUGAUAACCUACUCAAGAUCUGGGACUACAGCCCGGAAACAAAAAGCUACAACCUCACUCAGACCUUGGAGGGUCACUCGGACUGGGUUCGAGACGUUGCUUGGUCGCCGAGUAUCCUGUCCAAAUCCUACAUCGCAUCCGCUUCGCAAGACAAAACCGUUCGGAUCUGGACUUCCGACGCAUCAAACCCGGGCCAGUGGACUAGCCAGCAACUCGAGUUUGACACUGUCCUCUGGAGAGUCAGCUGGAGCCCCAGCGGAAAUAUUCUUGCCGUAGGCGGAGGCGACAAUAAGGUUAGCUUGUGGAAAGAGAACCUCAAGGGACAAUGGGAGAAGGUAAAGGACAUUGAGGAGUAGACUUUUUUUGCUCUUUUCUCUUUAGUUUCAUUCCCGAUCAUGCUAUGUGUCUUCAAAAAUAAGAAUUGCCCUUUCGAAAGCCAUUUUUCAUGUUCAAGAUAGGGGUGGUCUAGCUUGUAUGAAUAAUUCCGUAUCCUCC